Messenger RNA from Eriocheir sinensis (Chinese mitten crab), 2407 nucleotides. RefSeq names its product sodium/glucose cotransporter 4-like. Gene Ontology annotation, cellular component: plasma membrane. The coding region runs from base 102 to 2009 and encodes 635 amino acids. NCBI's taxonomy places the organism in Eukaryota, Metazoa, Arthropoda, Malacostraca, Decapoda, Varunidae. Gene Ontology annotation, molecular function: D-glucose:sodium symporter activity. The transcript is spliced from 13 exons. The record is from RefSeq and is a predicted model, not a curated record. Gene Ontology annotation, biological process: transmembrane transport.
UUCAUUUACUUUUUUCUUGAAAUAGCCACGAAAUAGUGUUAGUCCUAACUGUGUCCUUUCUGUGUCUCCCACAGUCGUCAUGGCGGUCCAAGCGAAGCAGCAUGUCGGGCUACUUCCUGGCAUCCCGCAGCAUGCACUGGAUCCCUGUGGGCGCCUCACUCUUCGCCAGCAACAUCGGGUCUGGCCACUUCAUCGGACUGGCGGGCUCCGGAGCGGCGUCCGGCAUAGGCAUUGGAGCCUUUGAAUUAAACGCAGUCUUCGUGCUGAUGAUGCUGGGAUGGCUGUUUGUGCCUGUGUACAUGACCUCAGGAGUGUUCACCAUGCCGGAGUACCUCAGAGAGAGGUUCGGAGGCCAGCGCAUCAGGGUCUACCUAUCUUGCCUCGCUCUUCUUCUUUCUGUCUUUACCAAGAUAUCGGCCGAUCUGUAUGCUGGAGCUCUGUUCAUUCAGCAAGCUAUUGGAAAGACCACCGAUGAAUGGCUUUAUAUCAGCAUCCUCAUACUGCUGGCCAUAGCUGCCGUGUUCACGAUAAGUGGGGGCCUUACGGCAGUCAUCUGGACCGAUUUCGUGCAAACCAUUCUCAUGCUGUUCGGCGCUCUGACUCUUAUGGGCAUUGCGUUCAACGAGGUGGGAGGAUAUGAGGCGAUGGUGGAGGACUUCUUCUAUGCCAUUCCCAACAAGACAAGAUUUUCUGAAGAUGGCACUGUCAAUUGCGGGGAACCUCCGAGCUACUCCAUGCAUUUCUUCAGGUCUGCAAAGCCCGGCGAGUCCGAUCUGCCGUGGCCCGGCAUGCUCUUUGGCAUUACAAUCUCCGGCAUUUGGUAUUGGUGCACCGACCAGGUCAUUGUUCAGAGGACGCUUUCCAGCAAGAACAUGACUUACGCCAAGGCUGGCUGCGUUCUGGCAGGUACCCUGAAGUUCCUGCCUCUCUUUAUGUUGGUUUUCCCUGGCAUGGCUUCGCGCAUCCUCUUCACGGAUGAGGUGGCCUGCGUGGACCCAGAUGAGUGCGAAAAGUAUUGCAACAACCGAGCAGGAUGCACUAACAUAGCUUACGUAGAGCUUGUCCUCCAGCUUCUCCCGACUGGUCUCUCUGGACUAAUGUUGGCCGUGAUGCUGGCUGCCCUCAUGUCCUCUCUCACUUCCAUCUUCAACUCCUCCUCCACGAUCUUUUCCAUUGACAUUUGGACGAGGAUUCGCAAGCAGGCGACUGACGUUGAGUUAUUGAUUGUGGGUCGCGGCUUUGUUCUCAUCAUGGUGGUGAUCUCCAUCCUAUGGAUUCCCAUUAUACAGAGUUCAGCCAGUGGCCAGCUGUUCAUCUACAUUCAGAGCAUCUCUUCCUUCCUUUCACCGCCUAUCUGCGCCAUCUACCUGCUGGCUAUCUUCUGGCCACGCACUACGGAGCCGGGCGCCUUCUGGGGUCUCAUCGUGGGUCUGGUCAUCGGCCUCAUUAGAUUUGUCAUGGAGUUUGCCUACACCAUCCCUGCCUGUGGAGAGCCAGCAUCAAAGGACAGGCGUCCAGAGUGGAUUAAAGUGAUCGUUGGCAACGUGCAUUACCUCCACUUCGGAUGUAUCCUGUUGCUGCUGACCAUGGUGGUGACGGUGGGCGUGUCGCUGCUCACCGAGCCCAUCCCUGAAAAGUGUUUGUACCGCCUAACCUUCUGGAGCCGCCACAGUACGGAGGUUCGUAUGUCCGUCAGGGAAUGGAGGAAUGAGAUGCUUCCUGAUGACAAGGUCAAGAUUCAGCCCAAAGUGGAUGGUGACACUGCUAGUGCUUUAACCAGCGGCGCUAAACAUCUACCUACCUGGCGGCGUGCCCUCAACUGUGUGUGUGGCGUGAACCCUGAGGACACGGCACCUGAGGAAGACCCUGAACAGGACCUGACACCGGAGGAAAAGGCAAGAAAGGCUGCCGAGUUUCUCGUGGAAAAGGCACCGUGGAAAAACGUGGUGAACGGUUCGGCGAUCGUUGUCAUGUGCCUGGCGGCCUUCCUUUGGGGCUUCUACGCGUAGCCCUUCAUUCUUCCCUGCCUCGCGGCGUCCAACAGUAUUCACUAUGCUAAUAGACGUUACACUUAUCCCCAACAUGGAGAAACGUGUAGCAAAUCAUAUCUGUUCAACAGUGAUAUGUUUGUAAUCGUAUUCGUGAUUAAAACACGUGCUUUUAGUUUUAUGUAUUAUUUUACGUUUUAUGUGAAUCAUGGGUGAUUUUUUUUGUUGAUAAAAUGUAUGUGUUUUUUAUGUACAAUAUUUAGCCAAAAGCUGUAUAAAACACCCGAUAAUUUUCUGCCACAAUGUUGGAUAAUAGUUCGAUGUUUCCUGUAAUUUAUAUUAGUCUUCUCUCUUGUAGGCAUUCACAUGUAAACAUAAACGUAACGUAGAACGUAAAAAAUAAAAAAAUAAAAAAUAAA